AUGCGUUUCGGCAAGACUCUCGCAGACUCCAUCUACCCGCCAUGGAAGGACCGAUACCUCGACUACGAGAAGAUGAAGAAGCUCCUGCGCGAGGACGAAACCUCGCCACAAGGUCGCGGCGGCGAGGCCAGCUGGACCGAGAAGGAUGAGGAGAACUUCGUCCAUGAGCUCACCGUUGUCCAGCUGGAGAAGGUCAGCCAGCACCAGGCCGAUACGUUCAACGCCAUCCGCGAGCGAGCUGCCGCAUGCGAAGCUAAGCUGCCCACCCCCGAGACCGAAAAUGGGAAGAGUGAGGAGGAGUGGAAGGCUGUCGCAAGAGACAUGCUGAAAGAGCUAGACAGCAUCUCCAAGGACCUCAACGAGCUUAGGAAGUUCAGCCGGAUCAACUACACCGGGUUCUUGAAGGCAGCCAAGAAACAUGACCGCAAGAGGGGCCUCAAGUACAGGGUGCGGCCGAUGCUGCAGGUCCGCCUGUCUCAAACACCUUUCAAUCAGGAAGACUAUUCGCCCUUGCUCUUCCGUCUGUCCGCCAUGUACUCGUGGGCGCGCCAAAGGCUCGGAGAAGAGGACCCAUCCAAGGAGCCAACGUCGGACGUGAAGCCCACUGAGACCUACACCGCACACAAGUAUUGGGUACACGUCGACAACCUGCUCGAGGUCAAAACUCAUAUCUUACGCCGUCUUCCUGUCUUGGUGUACAAUCCCCAAUCAGCCAAGGUGUUGGAAACUUCCCAAAAGGAUCCCACCAUGACCUCGAUAUACUUUGACAACCACAGCUUUGACCUCUACCAGAGCAAGGUGGACAAGAGCACACCCGGCAACUCGGUGCGCCUGAGAUGGACUGGGCAACUAGAAGACAAGCCUGAAAUCGUGCUGGAGAAGAAAUCCGUAGGCGAUGGCGUGGAAAGUAGAGAGAUCAGGUUUCCGAUCAAAGAGAAAUAUAUCCAGCCAUUUCUCAAGGGUGAAUAUAAGAUGGAGAAGCAGAUCCAGAAGCUCCAAGACCGUCUUGGGGUGGACUCAGGAGAAGUCAAGAGUCUCAAGUCCAACAUCGAGGAAAUCCAGUCGUUUAUCAGAGAGAAGGACCUAGAACCGGUGUUGCGAGCAAGCUACACCCGCACUGCGUUCCAAAUUCCUGGAGAUGACAGGAUCCGCAUCUCGCUGGACACCGACCUUGCCUUUAUCCGGGAAGAUGCCCUGGAUUCUGACAGGCCCUGCCGCGAUCUCGACGACUGGCAUCGCACCGACAUUGACCAGAAUCAGAUGGAGUACCCAUUUUCGUCGAUCAAGAAAGGCGAGAUCAGCCGAUUUCAACACGCAAUCCUCGAGAUCAAGGUCAAGGACACCAAGUACACUAGGAAUAACACUUGGCUCCAUGACUUGAUGAACUCCCACCUUAUCAAGGAGGAGAAGAGGUUCUCCAAGUUUGUGCAUGGUGUAGCUGAGCUUUUUGAGGAUUAUGUCAACAUCUUCCCAUUUUGGCUGAGUGAUUUGGAAACGGAUAUUAGAAGAGACCCCGUGACGGCCUACCAAGAGGAGCAGCAAAGGGAAGCUAAGCAAGUUGAAGACGAGAUAGCCGUCGGAAGCUUCUUGGGUACAUCGCGGCUAUCAUCUUCCAAGGGAAAGACCGGAUCCCCGAGCAAAUACCCGGAGCGAAGAAUGUCCGGCCAGAUCUCGCAGUCCGUCCAAUCCUCACGAUUGAAAUCAAUUGAUCAACUCGAGCCCACCGCUGAAGAAGAUGCCGAUGGCGAUGGCGACGGUGACGCCCGUCCCCUGGUCAGUGAUUCCUCAACAAGCGGCCUGCGGUCAUUGCUCCCGGCCUUCUCCAACUCUCGUUAUGCCCGCCGUCAUCGUCGGGGCACGGCGUGGGACGAUGCUCCGUUGCCUCCCGGCGUCAAAGACCCCGGCGUCUGGAUCAAGGACCGGGGAAAUCCCAAGGUUGAAGGCAAGGUCUGGCUAGCAAACCAACGAACCUUUAUUAAGUGGCAGCAUAUAGCCGUCCUGCUGGCGACACUAUCACUUGGCCUUUUCAACGCCGCGGGAGUGAAUAACAACGUCGCUCGAAUUCUAGCACUCGUCUACACUGGCUUCGCAAUUUUUGCCGGCGUGUGGGGAUGGGCUGUUUAUAUGUGGCGAAGCAAACUGAUCACGGAAAGAAGCGGGAAGGAUUUUGAUAAUGUGUUUGGACCGUUUGCAGUGUCGAUUGGAUUGGCUUGUGCAUUGUUACUCAAUUUCGCCUUCAAGUACAAUGCGAUCGCAGACACGAAAAGAAAUGCGACUGCCGUGGCACUGCAGCCCCUGGUCAAGCUGCCGCCUGAUCACCAUGUCCUGGAAGGUCUAUGGACGCCAGAGCUUUAG
Capronia epimyces CBS 606.96 is the source of this 2355-nucleotide messenger RNA. RefSeq lists its product as uncharacterized. The transcript has a single exon. Lineage: Eukaryota; Fungi; Ascomycota; Eurotiomycetes; Chaetothyriales; Herpotrichiellaceae. The record is from RefSeq and is a predicted model, not a curated record. The coding region runs from base 1 to 2355 and encodes 784 amino acids. Gene Ontology annotation, cellular component: vacuolar transporter chaperone complex; fungal-type vacuole membrane.